CCUAUCAAAUCCAGUUUAUUCUGUCAAACUUGUGAAAUAAAAUACGAAAUAAAAUUUAAGUGAAAAUGAAUAUUACCCUAAACUUAGCGAGCACUCUCUGCUGGGAAAUCGUCGCCAGAGAAAACAUAAAACUGCCAACUUUCGAGACGACAAUUUCAUUCAAGAUUUUGCUUGAUUCUAUAUACGAUUUGCGGCCUCAAUAUUUGGAUACGAAUAUGCGACUGUACUGGAGGUAUGCGCGAGAUAGUUUUUUGGAAAUCACCGAUUAUUUUUCUUUCGCUGCUUUUUUAAACUUAAUGGUGGAACCGGAGCUUUUUUUGAUGCUGGCAGAUGCCGAUAAGGUCUAUCAAAAUACAGAAGAGUAUUUGCGUAUUUUAGAUCUGAUGGACCUAAAGAAAGUUAAAGAGAAAGAAAGGAAUAAGUAUGAGUUAAGAAAUGAAGCUGAAGAAAUACAAAAAGAAAUCGAACGAUGCCAAGAAUCGCUGGAGAACACUCCUCCGCCAGAAAAUUCAGAAUAUGAUCUGGGACAGGAUGAUAGAAGAAUCCUUAAGUUUGCGUUGAGAAACAUGCCGAUAGGAAGAUGUUACACCGCAGACAUCUGUUCUGGAUAUAGUAUCAUCGAUUGCGUCAGAAAAGCUAUGAAAGGCAGGAUUAUCAACUGCUCCCCGCAUCAAGACAUUUAUUUUCUGGAAACGCACAAUGCGAAAAAUGAGGAAAGCAAUUUGGAAAAUCUAUUCGUCUCGCCCGCGGGCAGAGAAAUGCUGAAGUAUACGAAGCCGGGUGCAAAAUUGAAGCAGAAAAUUAAUCCAAACUUGGAGUUUCUAACCACCAUUCACAACCCAGCCAAAGUAAGCCAGAGACAAUCAAGAGAGCUUCAGUGUACCAACAAACCACCAACAAUAGCAACAAAGUGCGAAAUUGCAGGAGAAUGUUCGACUUCCAACGUUGUGGUACCAUCAACGUCAACGUCAACUGUAAACGAUGUUACUAAUACAAAAAGCAGCUUGGAUCUGUAUGAAGAGGCUGCGGCUAUUUUAGGACUAAGUUGCUCGCAAACUGAUGACUGCAGGUGUAUAGAAUGUCAGUGUCAUUACUUCGAUUUUGAAGAGGAAAUUGAUUUUCCUACCUCGGGAAAUGACUACGGGAAACUCAUCGGCGUCGAACACACCUCGAGUUGUUCCAUACAAUAGCGCACAUCAGAAGUUGGAUAAAAUCUUUUAGUUUAUCUAUUUUAUAGGAAAUGGUUUUUGUAUAUUUUUUUUUUCAUUUGACAUUAAAUGGUUUUAUAUAGGAUGUGUUAUGGACUAGAAAAGUAAUUUUUUAACGUGAUGAAUUAUUACUGUUAUUAGUUUCAAGAUGUUUUCAAAUAAAUUACUACGUAUUUUAAUGCUCACACAAUUUUAUAUUACUAAUCAAAAUAUGUAAUUUUCGUCUUAGAUAUAGCAGGCUCUUUGUUAUUUUUUUUUUAAUUAUAUAAUUUAUUACAAAAUCUUUUUUUAAGCUAUUAUUCGAUUUUGCCAAGUUUCAAAUGUGCCAAAUAUAUUUAUGUGUAAGUAUUAUA
Molecule: messenger RNA, 1561 nt
Organism: Anthonomus grandis grandis
Lineage: Eukaryota; Metazoa; Arthropoda; Insecta; Coleoptera; Curculionidae
Exons: 6
Coding region: 66-1190 (374 amino acids)
Source: RefSeq, a predicted model, not a curated record